Molecule: messenger RNA, 1484 nt
Organism: Chara braunii
Lineage: Eukaryota; Viridiplantae; Streptophyta; Charophyceae; Charales; Characeae
Source: the annotation of a GenBank genome assembly
UCAGAGCGUUGGUGGCUAGUCAAGCUGCCAUCAACAACAGCCUCAAAGCAGGGCCGACAUGACAGAGGGAAAGAAGUUUGCUGAGGUAGUGGAUGGGGCAGGGAGUAGUCAACGUGACAAUCAGAGAGAGUCGGCGCAGGGCACACUUGGGCAACCAUCCGUGAUUGAGGCCUCUCGAGAGUCAUCCCUGAGGAGAGUUAUUCUAGAGCCGGAAGAGGCAAAGGCAAAGAGAGAAGCAGAGGGCGAGGACUUCGAAUUUAGGGCGCCUACUGAGCUCGUUAUCCAGCCUGAGACGUCUUUUGGACAAAUGUCGGAAUCCUUAGCUCCACAAGUGAAAGACAGGCAGCAGACAGCAGUCAGUGAGCCUGCACUUGUAUCAUACGAAGAGUCCAUGGGUAUACUCCUUGAGGCAGUCGACACUAUGCAAGAAGAGGCAAGCCUGUUUUCAUCUAAACGAAGGGUGGAGGAGCCUCAAGAAGGCGAGAUGACGGUUACGAUGGAGGGUGUCUUUGAGGGUAGGUCACAGAGGCUGGAUACUCCUGAGUACAGACCUAAGGGAGUUGGGAUGCGGGCAGAGCCGAGUACUCAGGAGAUGGGUAUGAGAUCUGGGGAGCCUAUGGACGUACCUUAGAGCUAUGAGAUGGGCAGAGAGGCUAGCGAGGCACCUUCGUCGCCAGAGUCUCCGAAAAAGAAGAAGGGACUAAGAAAGUCGUAUGACCCGACCUGUUUUUUUUGCAAGACAGGGGAGCAUAGGGCCUUGCAGUGUUCUAAGUUUUUGAAGGACAAGGUAGCAGGGAAGGUUACUGAGAGUGAUGGUAGGAUGUAUAAUAGACAGGGUAGAAUAAUAGAGCGAUCUGCCAAUGAGGGCAAGACUCAGUUGUAUAGGCAAAACCAGGAGAAAAUGAGUGAGUAGGGACUGGUUUACCUAUGUGUAAAUUACUGUUAGAGUAACAUAAGAAUGAGCAGAAUAUGUAUACUCGGGCAAGAGGUUUGACCGUAUCUUUGUUUUUGUUUUUUCGUUUUUAAAAGUCUGGAUAUUUGCGUUGUUAAGUUGUACAUAUGGAGGAUUACAGCGUAUGUUUCUCAUUGAGACUCUUUUUAGUGAUAUAAGAGUCAGGAUCAUGUAAGAUAACAACUGUAUGAUGAGGGUAUUCUUCCUUAACUUUGAAAUUUAGAUCCAGUACUUGUCUCAUCGACAUUGCUAAGCAGUACGGUUGGCCAUGUACCAUAUUGAGGGUGACAUUGAUUGGUCCGAGUGAGUUAUGGAUCUAGGCUACUAUGUGUGUUUUUUGGAUAAGGUAUCUCGUCCCUGAGUGUAUUUUUCAGUUGAGUUUCAUCUGAGACUAUUCCCCUGUAUAUGACGAUCACAAUCACUCUCACAUGAGUGGUUUUAUCCUGAUGUAUGAUGGUUUUUGUGUGAGAUGUAUGAGAAACAUCUCAUGUAUUUUGUAUUUUGUGAAUGUGAAUGAAUGUGGAUUGUCUAC